AUGCUCAUCGGUCUGUGUGGAGGCAUUUGUGCUGGUAAGCACGCCAUCGCGGAGUACUUGAUUCAAGAGCAGGGUUUCCAAUUGCUCGAGUUGGUCAAUAAGAACCCCCUCCAGAUAUCUGAUGGGCCCGAUGAUGAUUUUCUACUGCAAGCUUCCGACAUAAGGCGUAAGAGCGGCCAUGGCUCCGACCUAGUAUUCGAGACCGUUGAUGCACUCUUGGAGUUUGUCACCAAGAGAUGGAGGGAACGGUGGGUCACAACCGAUAUCUGGGAUGGUGCUACAUUGGAUCGGCUUCUUCAGCGACCAUUCUUUCUCCUCGUUAGCGUAGAUGCGCCGGUUAGUUUACGAUGGCAAAGAUUUAGGGAUAGGUGCUUGAGGCGCCAGCUGGAUCCUCCGGAUCUCGAAAAGUUUGUUCUUUGGAACGACCGACAUUUGUAUGACAAAGACAUUGGCCGCGCCUAUUUGACAGAUCGGGCGCAGGUUCGCCUCUUCAAUUCUUCGUCGUCAUUGGGUGAACUGCACGCAGCUCUGAAGGCUCUAGACUUGGCAAAUCCCCAGCGUCUGCGGCCAACUUGGGACCAGUAUUUCAUGCAGCUGGCAUCUCUGGCUGCGCAGCGAAGCAAUUGUAUGAAAAGAAGAGUGGGCUGCGUUAUCGUUCGGGACCAUCGUGUUAUAAGCACGGGGUAUAAUGGAACACCGCGCAACAUCAGAAAUUGCAACGAGGGCGGGUGUCCUCGGUGUAACCGUGGUGAGGGUGGAGGCUCAGGUCUGUCAAUGUGUCUCUGUAUCCAUGCGGAAGAGAACGCCCUUUUAGAGGCAGGGAGAGAGCGCAUUAGGGAAGGCGCAAUACUCUAUUGUAAUACGUGUCCUUGCUUGACAUGUACGGUGAAAAUCGCUCAAGUUGGUAUUUCCGAAGUAGUUUACUCCCAAAGUUACACUAUGGACAAAGAGAGCGCAGCCAUUCUGGAGGCUGCUGGUGUACGCCUCCGUCAAUUUUCACCUCCUCAAAACGGCCUCAUUUAUCUUCAAUCUUUGGGAGAUUCCAACGAAGACACAACUUAG
Molecule: messenger RNA, 1062 nt
Organism: Rasamsonia emersonii CBS 393.64
Lineage: Eukaryota; Fungi; Ascomycota; Eurotiomycetes; Eurotiales; Trichocomaceae
Product: dCMP deaminase
Exons: 7
Coding region: 1-1062 (353 amino acids)
Molecular function (GO): zinc ion binding; hydrolase activity
Source: RefSeq, a predicted model, not a curated record